This is a messenger RNA of Zophobas morio, 2925 nucleotides long. Its product is annotated as probable multidrug resistance-associated protein lethal(2)03659. NCBI's taxonomy places the organism in Eukaryota, Metazoa, Arthropoda, Insecta, Coleoptera, Tenebrionidae. Gene Ontology annotation, cellular component: membrane. Gene Ontology annotation, biological process: transmembrane transport. The record is from RefSeq and is a predicted model, not a curated record. The coding region runs from base 1 to 2925 and encodes 974 amino acids. Gene Ontology annotation, molecular function: ATP binding; ATP hydrolysis activity; ABC-type transporter activity. The transcript is spliced from 7 exons.
AUGAACGAUAUUAUUUUUAGAAUGAGAGAAAUUAAAACGUAUGCUUGGGAGAAGCCUUUCGCUGAAAUCAUAACUAAAAUUAGAAGAUGUGAACUUACCCAUGUGAGAAAACUGAAUCACAUAUCAACCGAAAACAUUACGAUUGCGACGUACAUUCACAAAAUAUCUGUUUACGUGUUUAUUUUACUUUUAACAACGACCGGUACGCCUUUAGACCCACACUUGAUUUUUAUCUCUCUAAACAUAUACAAUUUACUUAAAACAUCGGCGCAUCAUGCAACUGUUGCUGUUAAUUUAAUAUCAGAAGUGAAAGUGUGUAUAACCCGUAUCGAAAUAUUUUUGCUAUCGGAUCACGAAGCAGCUAUUGACAAACAAAAAAUAGAAGAUAUGCAAGGUUGUAAAAUAUAUGCUCGUAAUUUAACAGCUCAAUGGAACCCAUCACAAAAGGCGACGAUAAAAGACGUUAAUUUCAAACUUGGUUGUGGUCAGCUAGUUGCAGUUACCGGAGACACAGGAAGUGGAAAGUCUUCUUUACUCCAAACUCUAUUGGAAGAACUAACUAUAGUCGACGGAAUUCUCUCCCAGGAUGGUUUGAUGUCUUAUGCAUCGCAAAAUCCUUGGGUGUUUUCGGCAACCAUCCAAGAAAACAUCGUAUUUAAUGAAACAUUUAACCAGAACAAGUAUUUGAACGUUCUUAAAAUUUGCGCUUUAGAAUAUGAUAUAUCUCUUUUUACCCAUGGAGAUAAAACCUUGGUUGGAGAAAAAGGAGCAAUGCUAAGUGGUGGCCAAAAAGCCAGAAUUAACUUGGCACGAGCUAUAUACAAAGAUGCAGACAUCUAUCUUUUAGAUAAUCCUCUGGCGGCGAUGGAUGUAUGUGUCGCCCAACACAUUUUUACCCAAUGUAUUAUGAAAUAUCUAAAAACGAAAAGUGUUGUACUAAUAACACACAAUUUAAAAUUUCUCAAACAUUCCGACAGAGUAUAUAUUCUAGAAGAUGGGACGAUAAAGUUUUCUGGAGAAUAUAAAACAUUAGAAGAGGCACCAAAUAACAUACAAGAAGACAGUGACAAAAUAGUGACAACACUUUCUGAAAAAAAUUAUAAAGCCCAAAUUGAAACUAAAGAACACACAGGUAGUGAUAAAGUCAACACAUAUACAACAUAUUUGUUUGCCAAUGAAAGCCAGUUCUUCGUCUAUCUUCAAUUCUUCCUUUUCAUUUCAACUCAAAUUUUUAUAAACGGUUCAGACGUGUUCUUGUCUUUCUGGAUCAACCUGAGGCAAAAUCCAACUAGAUUCAACACAACACUACUACAAUACUUUUCCAACGUUAAAUGUUUGUACUUUUACAGUGGAUUUAUUCUAAUAAUGGUAUUUUUGUUUCACUUUCACAAUACGUUAUUCAACAAAAUUCUGUAUGGGACUAUGAAGUUUUUCGACAAUCAUCCAUCUGGUCGAAUUGUCAACAGAAUUUCUAGUGAUAUGAGUGCAAUCGAUGAGACCAUCCCCAAGAAUAUGUAUCAAGUUGCAAGACAAAUUUGUACUGUGUUAGGUAAAAGUCCUAUUUAUACUCACGUGGUUGCUACCAUUGACGGAUUAACAACCAUCAGAGUUUCAAAAGCCCAAAAACACUCUUUGUCAAAAUUCGAACGCUAUCAAGAUUCCUAUACCUCGAUAAGAUAUCUCUAUCACGCUUUGCACGCUUCUUAUGCAUUUUGGACAGAUUUCACUUGCAUGUUGUACGUAGCCGUUGUUAUUUUCUUUCUAAUAAUCUUCAAAAAGAGUGAUAUGGUGGGAAACGUUGGUUUAUCCAUUACAGAAUCGCUCUUAAUGAUUUCAGCGAUACAGUACAUGAUCAAGAUUUAUGGUGAACUUGAAACACAGAUGACUUCAGUUGAAAGAGUUGCAGAAUACGAUGACCUAACAGUUGAAGAUAAUAAUAAAAGUGAAAUUAAUCCUCCUGCCGCAUGGCCUGCAGAAGGCAAAAUACUAUUUCAAUCGGUCUCCAUGCGAUAUUCUCCCGAAAAACCGUUUGUCCUCAGAAACAUCGAUGUGGAAUUUCAAGCUGGUGAAAAAAUAGGAAUCGUUGGAAGAACUGGUGCUGGAAAAUCAUCCUUGAUAAAUGCGCUCUUUCACCUAUAUGAAUUCGAAGGAACAAUAUUAAUAGACGACGUCGACAUAGAAAUGGUUCCUCUUGGCACUCUGAGAUCUCGAAUAGCGACUGUUCCUCAAGAUCCUGUUCUUUUCUCAGGUACCAUACGCGAAAAUUUAGAUCCUUUCAAAGAAUUCACGGACUGCCAGUUAUGGAGUGCUCUAGAAGAAGUGAAUCUAAAACACAGUGUUUCAAAUUUACCCUCUGGUUUAAACAGUUCUAUUUCGGAAGGCGGGAUCAAUUUUAGUGCGGGACAGAAACAACUAAUGUGUUUAGUUAGAGCCAUUUUGAAAAAAUGCACAAUUAUUGUUCUUGACGAAGCAACUGCCUUUCUAGACUUAGACACCGACAAAUUAAUUCAAGCUACAAUUCAGAGGAGAUUUCAUAAGGCAACGAUUUUAAAAAUUGCACAUAGAUUGGACAGUGUGAUGAAUUCGGACAAGAUUUUGGUUUUAGAUGAUGGUUGUGCUGUGGAAUUUGACACCCCAAAUGAACUUCUACAAAACGCUAAUGUCAGAAGAAAGAGCAUUUUAUUUGCUUUGCUCGCAACUCGCUGGAUGUGCUCAGUCCAUGACAAAUUAGAGGUGACAACAACACCCAAAUCAACGUGCGAAUCUGUACAUGAAAGAAAAAAGAAUUUAUCCACCCAAGAAGGUUUCCUCGUAUACCAAGAUGUUGCAAUUUAUGAAGGAGCCUGCGUUUCGGAGCCUUGUCAAAAGCUUUUGAAAAAUCGAGAUAUAAAAUAUCGACAGAGCGACCCAGAUCGGUAUCCCUAG